AUGGUGUUGGCGUCGGCACCCCAGCCGAGCCUGGGUAUCGACAUCAGCUUGUUGGAGCGGGAGGCUGAAGACAUUUCCUCUGCUGCCAGCGCCGCGGGUAGUGAUAUUGGCUCCCACAUUCGUCGCAUCAUGUCGGCCGAGCGUGAGCAGCGAAGCCGGAGCCGAUCGGCAUCACAAAGCAGCAGUCUGUACCAACAGCAGCAGCAGCAGCAGCAGCAACACCCAUAUCCACCGCCGCAAUACCCUCCCAUUUCCACCGAAAACAACUAUCCCUCGCCUUCCAGUCGUCCGCGCCGUAUCUCCAGCAUUCGAUCCCGCGCCACGUCAAACUCCUACGCCAAUUCCGUCAACGAUGCACGGUGGGGAAUCACGAGUCCCGUASAAAGCGUGCGUUCGGCGGGCUCGUGGUCGCAAUCCCAGCAGCGCGCGCGAAUGGGCAUGGGAAUGGAACCUCCCAUACAUUCCACCGGCUUUGAGCCUCYACAGGAAGGUCGUCCGCUCGACUCUCCGCUGGCCCCUUCGGCUAGCAUUCGAAGCGCCGCCUCUCAGUAUUCGCAAUACUCGCAGGAACGAGCCGUGUCGAGGAGAGUGUCACAGUCUUCUCUGGCCUUCUCCUAUCUACAAGACAACAACAUGUCACGUCAGCCCUCACAGUCCUCAUUCGCACAGCGGUACGAUCAAAUGGCCAGCCAGAUUGAAGAGCAGCUGCAGACCAUUCCCCACACUCCGGAGCCCGAAGAGCAGUAUCAGCAGGCAUAUCAGCAGCAACAGUCCGAGCAUUACCUUCAGCAAUCGCCCGAGUAUCAACCACACUCUCGAGACAUUGCCGACGUUCCAGACCGCCCUCACUCCACCGAUACCUUCCAAGAGGCCGAGCUGGCCUUCAAGGACUUUGAUGGCGUACAUUUCAACCCAGACACGGAAGAAUUUAUCGCGGUGGAUCAGAAUGGGAAUGAGGUGCGGCGAGUAUCUGCCCGGACUUCUGCUGGCAGUCUGCUGGACGCUACUUCAGUGCUGCGCUCAUCCUCGGGGAGCAAUGUCAACGCCGUUGCCACACCACAACCACAAGACCAGCGUGCACGACCUACAUCUUAUGGAGCUGGUAGUCGCAUGUCUGCCUACAACCUAGGUCCCUCACCGCAAGAAGCGGGAAUGGUCUAUUAUCCCGCUCCCGUGCCGCGAAUGUUGAACCUGCCCAAGAGGCUGUCCCAACUUCCAGCCGCAAGCGUGCAAGCCAAGAGGCGCUCCCAGUACUUGAAUGACAUGAUGGACAUGCCCAAGGAAGAACCGGCGCCAACCAUUCCCAAAUUGAGCUUCGAUGAGACGGAAGACCCCACACGUAAUCGCUCCAUUUCAGAACCACUGGUACAACAGCCUCCGCCCAAUCCACGAGGAAUGCUUAAUCAGCGAAUGAGUGUUGCAAAUAUGAGGAACCUCCCACCUCAACUUCGAGCGUCCGUCUACUUUGAACAGCCCUCCAUGCCACACGACGUGCAAAUGAAGCAUCAGUCUGCAGUGGCAACACUGGAUGAUAUCCUUGCAGCGUCGGUGACUGCUCCAGUGUCUGCUUUUACAGAUCACCCAUUUGCAGGAGAUGUUCGAAAGAGUGUGUAUGCCAUGGAGAAGCCUGCUCACGCGCGGAAGAAUACAUCGACAACUCUGCUUUCCAAUGAAUCUCAAGGCAGGUUGAAGAAGAAACGUAGCAGUAGCAUUGGCAAUUUCUUCCGACGAAGCAGCGCGGACCUACUUGAAAACGAAGCAGCCCGACCUUCAAGUCGUGGAAGUCAGAUGCUAGAUGGUAUGAGUGAGAGCGGAGGGAGGAAACUGCAGAAGAGAAAGAGUCAGCUCAGUCUGGCAGAUGCUCUUGAGAGGGAGAAGACKCUACAGGAGUUGGAGGGGAUGUCCCCAGAAGAGACACAAUCCGGUGUCAUUGGCCAAUCAUUCAACAUGACCAUCGAGCAGCAGGAGAAUGCCCUCCACCAAACGAAUUCCCAACAACCACCAAGAACUUACACGGAUGGAGAACAAAUCGCGGAAGAUUUCAACAAUCAGGAAGCACUCUCCGAUGUUUCAGACACGGAGCACAUCUUUGCUCAACCAGCCACUUUACUGGCGGAACUCCAAGUCCGGAAAGCCCAGAUGAAGAAUCGUACGAGAACAGCRGCGGUCGCAUAUCCAAAUGGAAUGCACAGUACUUUAUUACAGUUGGACGCCGUGGAAGCCAUUAAUAAGAAGAAGCGGCAGAAGCAGAAGAUCGCUCUGGCGUGGGAAGAUCCGCAUCAGAGAGCGCUGGAAGGCGAGGUCAACGAGGAUGAGGAUGUUCCUUUGGGUGUGCUGUAUCCCACGCAAAAGGAUAAGGGUAGAUUCGGAGGGGAUGAGAGGGAUUGGAAGCGGCCACUGGGUUUGAUGGAGUUGAGAGAGAUGGAGGAUUCGGAGCCGUUGAGCAAGAGGGCCGAACGAUUAAACCCUGGCAAGGUCGUAGCGAGACGACCUCCACCACAGAAAAGGCCGUCGGAGAUGAGGAUUGAGGUGACGGGCGAAGACGAGGACUCGAUGCAAGAAGGGGAAACCUUAGGCCAGAGAGCCAGGAGGAUGAAGACGAAGGAGGAGCUCGACGGGGCAUUGGAGGAUGUGAUUUCCACAAACAAGCCUGGAUCUCGACCAAUCAGUACCUUCUCCGCGGAUGUGUUGAGUCAGUUUGGAGGAUUGGAUGUGAAGGAUGCACCGCCGCCCGCUGCCAAAGAAGAGGCAGACGAGCCGGCUGAGGAGGAGACUCUGGGACAGAGACGUGCGCGUUUACAGCUUGCCCAGGCUGCCACUUCUGGAGCUCCUUCUCCUGCGCGUCCCGCGUUGAGAUCCACCAAUAGUAUGGCGAACCUGUUGUCUAGUAAUCCUGUAAAGGCUCCUGUCUCUCCUCGGGCGUGGGAGGGACAGGCUGCGCAGGGAGGUCUGUUGCAAGCCAGUGCACAGGAGAAGGCGCGACAGAAGGAGGACUUGAGGAAGACGAAUAUGAGGACCAGUUCGAUGGGCAACAUGUUGGAGCAGGGUGGCAUGGCAAGGAAGAGCUUUGCCGCGCCGGGGGUGAUGGGAGCUGGAAGGUCUCCUGUUGUGGGUGCAGGCCUAUUCGCCAGUCCUACCGCCGGUGCCGCCAGCGGAAUGAUGGGGUAUGGUCAGCACCAACCAUCGAUGAUGUCCAUGGGUGCCGUGCCUGGCAUGAUGACUCCGCAAGCACAACAGCAGAUGCAGAUGAUGCAAAUGCAACAACAGCAGCAGCAGCAGCAGCAAGCAAGUGCUCAGGCUUAUUAUGCUGCCAUGGCGCAGCAACAGCAGCAGCAACAACAGCAGCAACAGCAGCAGCAGAUGAUGGGAAUGGGCAUGCCGGGUAUGCAAAUGCCUGGGAUGAUGGGGUACCCGGGGAUGCUUCCACAGCAACAACAGCAUCAGCAAGCAUAUGGCAUGCCGAUGGGGAUGCCGAUGGGGAUGCCAAUGGGGUUGAAUGGAAUGGAGUUGCCUUUGGAUCCCAGACAGAGGGAUGCCAUUGAUCGGUGGAGGAUGGGGAUUGCUUGA
This is a messenger RNA of Ramularia collo-cygni, 3567 nucleotides long. RefSeq lists its product as uncharacterized. The transcript has a single exon. The record is from RefSeq and is a predicted model, not a curated record. Lineage: Eukaryota; Fungi; Ascomycota; Dothideomycetes; Mycosphaerellales; Mycosphaerellaceae. Bases 1 to 3567 code for a protein of 1188 amino acids.